AUGGCUAAAGAAGACAACACACAACAACCCCGUAAAGUUGAGCCAGACGAAGUGUCAGGCCUUUUGACAAACGAUAAUAUCAUUCAACAAUAUAAAUCAGCUUAUGAUGAAAAAAGAAAAGAUGACGAUGAGCCUGUUGAAGUGGAUGAGUUUGGUCGCAUGUUGCGCCGUAAUGGGCGUCAGCGAAAUGAUGAUUUAGAUAAUAGUGAUCACAGUGACUAUGAACGUCACAGAUCCGAACAUCGAAGAUACAGUAGUAGCCGUUCUUCACGAUAUCGACACUCUGAUGAUUACUACGAGUCCCGAUCGAGCAGUUAUCACUAUAGGAAACUGCAAUAUGAUAGCUAUGUACCAAGACGUUCAAGUUAUUACAGACAUUCGGAUAGCGACCGAGAUGACUACUAUCGCAGUGAUGACGAUAGGCAAAGAGAUCGAAAACGUGCUAGAACGUGGUCACGUAGAUCAUCAGAUAGUGAAGACGAUAAUGAUCGAAGGCCUAAUGGUAGAAGGCGUUCUCAUUCUCGAGACAGAAGCAUUGGCCCUGAGGGGAGGAAAUGGACACAAUCUGGACAAGAUGAUCCAUUUUCGACAGCAAGUAGAUAUAUUGACACUGAAUUCUAUACCAGAAAAAUAUAUGUUGGGGAACUUCGGGGUGUUUCUGAACGUGCAUUGCAUAAUGCUUUUGAGCGAUUCGGUGAUAUUGAAAGCAUUGAUAUGUUACCAGAAAAAGGAAUCGCAUUUAUCGAUUUUGACACCGAAGAAAAUGCUAAUGAAGCUCGCCGCAGAAUGAAUAAUACUCUACUCGGUUCAGGUUAUGUACAAGUAAAUAGAGCAAAGCGGCCUGAACGAAAUAAAAAUGGUUUUGGCAAUGUACCCUGGAGUGAUGCAGAUGGUGCUGAGGCCAGGCUAAAUGAAACUAAGCCAAUUACUUAUAGCACUUCCUCAAUUUCAGCUCAAACAAGUAUAUUUCCAGCUACAUCUGCGCUACCACCACAGGCUUUUGAUCCACGAUUACAAGGACACAAGCGAAAAAUAAUAGCCUAUGAUGAUCUUUAG
This is a messenger RNA of Dentiscutata heterogama, 1056 nucleotides long. The record is from the annotation of a GenBank genome assembly. Lineage: Eukaryota; Fungi; Glomeromycota; Glomeromycetes; Diversisporales; Gigasporaceae.